This is a messenger RNA of Trichoderma breve, 1122 nucleotides long. RefSeq names its product thioesterase domain-containing protein. The record is from RefSeq and is a predicted model, not a curated record. The coding region runs from base 1 to 1122 and encodes 373 amino acids. NCBI's taxonomy places the organism in Eukaryota, Fungi, Ascomycota, Sordariomycetes, Hypocreales, Hypocreaceae. Gene Ontology annotation, biological process: biosynthetic process. The transcript has 2 exons.
AUGCCAGAUACCACUGCCAGUCCCAAGGAAGAGCUCCUUGCAGUGAUAGCGGAAGAAUUGGGCAUGGACAUUGAUGAUCUUUCCGAUGAUACAGACAUUUCUCACUUGCAAAACGACACCGCUUUAUCCCGACUCAUCCUGAAAAGAGUUCCUUUUAGCCUUCAGGAUGAUAUCAAUCGCACAACUUUUCAAUCUUGCACCGAUAUCGCGGAUCUCAAAGCGCACAUCGACCAAGUGAUGACACUGCGCGAGCCUCCUAAGCAAUCUGAUAAACGCAAAGCGAAACUUCCCAUUGUGUUACUUCUCAGAGGCAACGAGGCCACGGCUAAGAAGAAAGUAUUCCUGCUUCCUGAUGGCUCGGGGUCUGGCAUGGCCUACAUGUCCAUUCCACCAAUUGAUCCAAGUAUUUGUCUAUAUGGGAUCAACAGCCCAUACCUUCACUCUCCUGAGGUUUUUAAUGGUACAAUAGACGAUUUGGCUCAAAUUUGGACCGCUGAAAUACAGAAAGUUCAACUAAACGGCCCAUAUACUCUCGGUGGCUGGUCUGCUGGAGGAUACUUUUCUUUCGAGGUCUCCAAACUCUUAAUAAGUAAGGGCGAGCGUGUUGAGAAGCUCAUUCUAAUAGACUCCCCAUGUCGACUAUUAUUCGAGGCUUUACCCCCUCAGGUAGUGGAAUGCCUGGCGAAAAAUAACUUGAUGGGAAACUGGAGUGAAGGAGGCACCCCAAAAUGGCUGGUCAACAGCUUUGUGUCAACUAUUGGUGCCGUGGAAAAAUACAUGCCAACUCCAAUGGUGAUUCCCAAUGGUGCCAAAGCUCCAGAAGUCUUCAUCAUCUGGGCGUCGGAAGGGGUGUUCCCAGAUGGUGUAGAAGCAUAUCCAGAGCUAGAUAUGAGCGUGAGGGUCACACGAUUUUUAGUCAACAAGAGAAUCCAAUUUGGUCCACUUGGUUGGGAUAAACUAUUUCCAGCUCAGGAUAUUAGCAUUGCCAAGAUGCCAGGCAGCCACUUCAUGAUUGUCCAUCAGCCAAACGUUGAUACACUGGGGAAGCUGCUAGGAGACGUCAUCCAAGGCCUCCCGGCAGAGAGGAAAAGUCAUUGGACGGUAUGGCGGAACAGGUCAUGA